AUGUCAUCUUCAUCGCAACACUCUGUACCCUUCUACACCUCUUUUUCAACGACGGACUUACCUCCGGAUUUUGACCCCGAAACGGAUAUGAUGACUGCUGAAGAAGCGUAUAACUGUUUUCUUGAAUUGGACAACUUGAUUUUUACCCCUGAGUCAACUUUGAAUGUGGUUAUUGAAAGCGCAUCAUCUCGUAUUGUGUCAUUGUCCCAAUCAAAAGCAGAGGAGGAGGAGGAGGAUAUCUUUGCCUCUCAGCAAGAAAACCACUUAACCUCAGAGGGGAUAAGGAGUGAUAAACAAGGAGAAAGAGCUGAGAGAGGUUCAGUAGAUUCAGACAACACCAUAGUGGAGUUCCAUUAUUCCACACACUCUUUAUGUCAAGAGCAAGAUGGCUGGACCCAUUGUUCGGAUCGUUUAGACAAGACUACCUUUGCUUCUGCCCCUGUAGGUCAGAAUGAGGUGGACAAGAUGUAUUACCAAGAGGUAGCUUAUUACCAACCUUCACCUUUCCAAAAUUCCCAAUGGGGGGAUAGAGAAGAUGACAUAAUGGAGGUCGGACAAAUUCAGGCUACCAAUAUCUUGCAAGGUUGGGAGAAUGUUAGAGAUUCAACUGAUGAUCACAGUCCUACUCCCAGCGAAGAGGAGAUAGAGUUAGAGCGUUAUAUGGAAGCAAACAGGAUUUCUGUUCAGAGAUGGAUAGGUACAUUUGACCGACCACAAUCAGUGGACGAAGUGGAGAGCGCAUCAGAGGAACUCGCCGACUCAGAUGAGAGGGUUCUCCGCAGAUACGAGUCAAGAAGUGGGCAUACCGAGCGUGUGGAGGAGUUAAAAAUUCGUUUGAAUGGUAGAUAUUACUCUCAGGAAGACCUGAGAGAGGCGUCAGUUGAAUUUCUCAAUGAGGUCAAGAGACAAGUCAGAAAAACAUGGUGUUGUAUAAAGAACAUGGAAGCACUGGUCCGUGCGGCGAAAGAAGACCCGUCAUGGGCGUCUUUUGACCCCGAGGUGAAAAACGCUGUGGCUGAAUGGAGCAUGGUGACAGAAUGGGAAACUCCAAGAAAGAGUGAAUGGUUCGCAAGUUUUUUAAGUGGGGUAGAGCAACAAGAAUCGGACCAACAAACAAAAGAACCCCUUGGACAGAUAACGGACGCUGAUGAAGAGGAACAGGAGGAAAGCGGGUGGAUAGAGGUGACAGAGAACAACAGAAGUGACCAACUCAGUCUCAUCUAUGCUACUUUGCCAUAUAUCAGAUACAAACAUAAUUCGGUACCAAGAGCCUUGUUGGAAAUUAUAUACUGUCAAUGUUACUCUGAGGAUGAUUGA
Tremella mesenterica DSM 1558 is the source of this 1317-nucleotide messenger RNA. RefSeq lists its product as uncharacterized. The transcript is spliced from 2 exons. The coding region runs from base 1 to 1317 and encodes 438 amino acids. Lineage: Eukaryota; Fungi; Basidiomycota; Tremellomycetes; Tremellales; Tremellaceae. The record is from RefSeq and is a predicted model, not a curated record.